CCCAGUAAUUCAGAAGCUGGAGAUUCUCAUCCCGGUUCCAAGAAUCGAUGCUGUAGGAAGUGAGUGAAAAGACGGUACCUUGGGAGGAGCUGGGGUAUCAUCUGACAUGCUGUGGAGCCUUCACAAUGGUCAACUCGACCGUGUCACCCUGAGGAACCGGUGCUCCCCAUCAAUUGGGAAAAGCGCUUUGGGAGAGUGAGGCACAACUGAGACUCCAGCAGCGCCAACAGAGAGACGAGCCCUCACCACCUGAGACUGGGAGACAAGCCGAUUGUGGCAAUGGAAUCUGUGGUGAGGAAGUGCUGCUCCUAUCGCACCUUGAAGAGGAGAUUGCCAAUUCUGGCCUGGAUGCCUCAGUAUUCUCUCCGGUGGCUGAAAAUGGAUUUACUGGCGGGAGUAACUGUGGGGCUGACAGUGGUGCCCCAGGCACUAGCCUAUGCUGAAAUAGCAGGCCUUCCUGUUCAGUAUGGGCUUUAUUCUUCAUUCAUGGGCUGUUUUGUGUACUGCCUCCUCGGUACCUCCAAAGACAUCACUCUGGGUCCAACAGCGAUCAUGUCCCUCCUCGUUGCUUCAUAUGCCUAUCACAACCCAGUAUAUGCGGUGUUGCUGGCUUUCCUCUGUGGCUGCAUUCAACUGGCAAUGGGAAUCCUGCAACUCGGUUUCCUGGUUGAUUUUAUUUCCUAUCCUGUAAUAAAGGGAUUCACCUCGUCUGCUGCUGUGACCAUUGGCUUUGGACAAGUGAAGAAUAUCCUUGGUCUCCAUGACAUUCCCCGUCAAUUCUUCCGCGAGGUAUACUACACGUUCCAUAAUAUUGCAGAGACCAGGAUCGGAGACCUCGUGUUAGGCUUGGUCUGUGUCUUGCUGCUUGUGCUGUUGAAGAUGAUGAAGAACCAGCUUCCGGAAAAAUCCGACCACCUGCUGCUCCUCAACAGGGUGUGUUACAACAUUGUCAACUUCACUGGAACAGCCCGGAAUGCUGUGAUCGUGGUAGCUGCCAGUCUUGUCGCUUACAGCUUUGAAAGCCAAGAUCAGCACGUGUUCACUCUGACAGGAAAAACUGCCCAGGGUCUCCCACCUUUCCGGCUCCCGCCUUUCUCAGACACAGCAUCCAAUAGUACUGUUGGCUUCACUGAGAUGCUUCAGAACUUUGGAGCAGGAUUAGCUGUGGUGCCGCUAGUUGGAUUUCUGGAAAGUAUUGCGAUAGCCAAAGCCUUUGCCAGUCAGAACAACUACAGAAUCGACCCGAAUCAGGAACUCAUUGCAAUCGGCACUACGAACAUUCUGGGCUCUCUUCUCUCUUCUUACCCAGUAACCGGGAGUUUCGGGAGGACUGCUGUGAAUUCCCAGACUGGGGUGUGCAGCACCGCUGGAGGAAUAGCCACUGGGGUCAUUGUGCUGCUGUCUCUGGCUUUCCUCACUCCUCUAUUCUUCUACAUCCCCAAAGCGGCACUGGCGGCUGUAAUCAUCUGUGCCGUCUCCACCGUGUUCGACUUGGGGAUUGUUGCCACACUCUGGAGGGUGAAAAAACUGGACCUGCUGCCUUUCCUAGCAUCAUUCCUGGGUUGUUUUUGGGAAAUCCAAUAUGGAAUUCUGGCCGGAAUUGCUAUAUCUGGGAUAAUUCUGUUUUUUAACAUCGCCAGACCUGAAAUUAAGAUUGCUGAUUAUGGUACAGUUGUAGUGCAGUUACAGAGUGGUCUGAAUUUCCCUGCUGUUGAACAUGUUUGUGACCAGCUGUACCAGCAUGUGUUCGAAGCAGCAGUGCCUCCCCGUUCUGUGAUACUGGACUGUCUGCAUGUCAGCAGCAUUGACUACACAACAGUGAACGGCUUAAGGGAGCUGAUCCGGACAUUUCAACAACAGAACGUGUGCCUACUGUUCUCUCAUUUCCAGCCUAAGAUUCUGUCCAUAUUGACUUCAGCAGAGAUCGAAGGAUUUAGACACUUUGACAGUAUUGAGACUGCACUCCAUCAUCUACAUGGAGAUGACUCCACACACGACCUGUACGACGAUGAGAAACCUCUACUCAGCAGGAAUGAGAGAUUUUACAGCUAGCCGGAAUGCACUACCUUUUCGCCAAGCAAGUGUUGGCUGCUCCACAAACUGUUCAGUCCCAUUAACGAUAAGUGCAACACAUCGGCGAGUUCUGAGCUGCUUCAGUGGGGGGAAGACCCAACACUGCAUCCAGCCCACAGGGAGAGGAGGUCCAUGUGUAUCACCAGCAUUGAUAGAACUGACCCUGAAUGGUUUGGGACUCCGUUAAAAAGGAAUGGGUACAUAAUCUUUAACCAACCCCACCCCCUCAAUCCUGCAUCCUGCUCAGCCUCUUCACUCUGACUUAUAUUUUUCAAAUGUUAACCCACUGAUUUGUCUGAAUCCUUGUGUGUUUUUGUACUGGUAUAGUAUUUAGCACUAAUCACUUUAAUUAGUUAAUUAAUUAAGAGCCUUUGCCCAUUGUCUGACAAUGAGAGCCAUCAGUUCCUUGCUCUGGGUACAGGCUCUAGAGAUCAGAGAUUUGAUGGAAGGGUUUGCCUUUGGGAGGAUGGGCGAGUGGUGGAACAUUGCAACAAGUAGCCAGUGUCAGAUUGGGAUAGGAACAGGGACCCAUAGAUCGGAGAUUCCACUCUCUUCAGCUAGAGCAGCUGUAGAUGUUAAUCCUGGUCAGACAAAUCACUUCAGCAUAGUGUGUGUUGCUCCAGCCUCUGUCAUCUUUCCAUACUUGGUAAGAAUGCAAGUUUCCUGUGUACUGCAAGAUUGCACAGUCUGCACCCAUUGCUACUGAGCAUGGAUUUUGUCAUCCAUUUUAUUCUGAUUGUCAAAUUGGCAAUGACACCUGUCCCAGUGCGCAUUUGCACUCCUGCACUUUAUUUCGCACAUUGAUGAUUUACCUACACCAUUCCCAUCCUAGUUUAGCCAUUCUGCAGGUUGGUGAGCGGUCAGGGUGCCAGAAAUACCAAAUCUGACAGUAGCUGAGGAACAAAUUGUUGGCCCAAAACAUAGUGAGCAAAUGAGGGUUCAGUGAAAUUACUUGAGGAAUUGUCACUCAGGAAAGGUUAGCACAAACAUUGGAAUUAUUAGCCAAGUUCUGAGACAGCUUCAAGAUCUUGCAGCAGUGACUGCUUUUUACUAGUUUGUCUAAAUCAGAGACUAUCAGAUCAGCUCAAGGAUUCUGCACUGUGUAAAUAUUUAACUUUGUCCUGAAGGAAAUUGUAAAGUUUCACUGAUUAGGAGAAUUUUAGUUCUGUAAUUGUUGACGUAUUAACAGUCUAAUUGUAAGCCCUUAUCCAAUCUUAAACCUUGUACACAAGGUGGAAGUUUCUGAAACACUGAUCCAUUAUUUGCACAGGGGCAUUAGCAGCAAGCAGGAACUUAUCAUAUCCCACAGUGCUUUUUAUUAUUGCAUGAUACGUCUAUUAGAAAUCAUUUACUGAGGAGGAUCAGUGUGUAAAGCAGACUCUCUGCCUCAGUCAAUCCAAUAUUUUAUUGCAAUUGAUUCAACUAUUUAAAGUACUCCUAGCGUUUCUUGACUUCACGGGAUUAAAUUACAAGAAGAGAUUACACAAACAAGGGCUGUGUUCCCUGGAGUUUGGAAGAUUAAAGGAUUUGAUUUGAGUUAAAUUUAAGAUAUUCGGGGGAAUAGACUGGGUCAACUUUGUGCUGGUUGGGGAGUCCAGGAUUAGGGGAUUAUAGUGUAAAAACUAGAGCCAGAUGUUUCAUGGGUGAAGCUGGGGAAACACUUCUAAACACACAUGGUGGUAGAAGAUUAGAACUCUUCUGAAUGGAUUUUGAUGCUGGGACAAUUGGUGCUAAAUCUGAGACUGAUAGCUUUCUUAUAACCAAAGGUGUAUAUGGGGCAAAGGGGUGAGCGUACAUUAUCUCAUUGAAUGGCGCAACAGCUCCGGGUUAAAUAGCUUUUUUGUUCCUAUGUUCUGGUGUGCUUGUGAUCAGGAUGGUGGAUGACUGGUAAGUCCUUUUUACAUUGAAAGUUUUCUGGUAACUGGGCAUUACACAGCAGCAGCUGGUUGUUUUAGAAAAGGUACAAGAAAGCUUGGUUUAACUUUAAGGAAUUGGAAGAGGCAGGAGCAGCCUGAGAUUCUUUGCUCUGAAGGUGAAGGUACAACUUAAUGAAAAGAAUCUUGUCCAUUUACCAGUCCUCACUGGGGUCUCUUUGUUGGCACAUCCUUCUCUUUCAGAAGAGGACCAUUUAUUUGCUAAUUGUAGUUUAUAUUGGUUUUAAGUCCAGCUUUAUCCUCUGUCUUUUAAUAAAUGACCAAUGGCAUCAACCAGUAGUUGAUGUUGGCUGAGUUUUGUUUCCAAGUGGGAUGGGAUGACUGGAUAUGAAAGAACAGCUACUCCUGAUUUGGUGCAGCAUAAAAAGACCAAGCUCCCACCAUUAUCCUAUAAUACAAUGUCGCAUUGGCUAUAAUCCGCAGGGACUGAGGCAACAUGAAGGAACAGACUAAUGUUACAUUGCAAGUUUGAAAUAGAUUUUAGUAUGAAGAGCUAGGGAAGGUGUUAUUUGUGCGGCUGUGAUUUGAGUUGCACAGGGGUGUUUUGUAGUUACCCAAACUGUAACCUGGGACCAAAUAAAUCUACUGUCACUUUUAUAAUGAA
Molecule: messenger RNA, 4611 nt
Organism: Carcharodon carcharias (great white shark)
Lineage: Eukaryota; Metazoa; Chordata; Chondrichthyes; Lamniformes; Lamnidae
Gene: slc26a11
Product: solute carrier family 26 member 11
Exons: 17
Coding region: 280-2052 (590 amino acids)
Biological process (GO): transmembrane transport
Cellular component (GO): membrane
Molecular function (GO): secondary active sulfate transmembrane transporter activity
Source: RefSeq, a predicted model, not a curated record